AUGGCUUCAUCAUUCAAGACCGAUGGAAACGAGUUGGCGAAGAGAGGGUGUACACCGUUGGUUAUACACGGUGGAGACCAGCAACAGGUAAACAGUGCGAGGUUCGGCCGCGUUAGAGCGCUCGACAGCGGGCUGUCUGAGUGCCUCGGGGCCGAGCCCCGGGAGUGGGGUGAGGCAAACCUUGUCUACCAGCAUCUGCGCCUCCGCACACCGCGAAGGCGCUCAAUUGGAGGUGCGGCCACGGCCGGGGCAGGCGGCAAUACGCGGGCAGGUAAAAGGAAGAAAAGAAAAGGCCGGGGCAAGGCCGGGAAGAAGCAGAAGCAGAAGAAGCCGGAAGUAGACAUCCUCAGCCCGGCAGCCAUGUUGAACCUAUACUACAUCGCUCACAAUGUUGCCGACUGCCUGUAUCUGCGUGGCUUCCCUUGGCCAGGCGCUCCCAAAGGGAAAAGGGGGAAAAAAUAAGAUUUAGGUGGUAGAAUUCAAAGCAUGCCUUGGUCUCAAAGAACAGAAAGUAGGAGAAUGCAUUUAGGGUACCUCAAGGACUGCGGGCAAGCGGGCUCUAACAGCCAAGUAGAAACAUGUAGCCACUGUACUUUUCUGUGGUAAAUAAUGACAAACAUUUUUAUUUCCACAGCUGAGCCAGGCAAUAGGUAAGCCACUUUGUUUUUUCAGAAGUAACCAGGAAAACCAAACCCAAGUAGUUCAUAAAGGCUACCCUGGCAUUGGUAGUGUUUUUUUUAAAUAUUAUACUCAUAAAUCUAGACUGAAUUAAACCUUGUUCUCAGAAGGCA
Messenger RNA from Rattus norvegicus (Norway rat), 791 nucleotides. Lineage: Eukaryota; Metazoa; Chordata; Mammalia; Rodentia; Muridae. The record is from RefSeq and is a predicted model, not a curated record.